Molecule: messenger RNA, 1028 nt
Organism: Harmonia axyridis
Lineage: Eukaryota; Metazoa; Arthropoda; Insecta; Coleoptera; Coccinellidae
Product: ADP-ribose pyrophosphatase, mitochondrial
Exons: 4
Coding region: 120-977 (285 amino acids)
Molecular function (GO): ADP-ribose diphosphatase activity
Source: RefSeq, a predicted model, not a curated record
CUGUACAGUUCAAAAGAAAAGAAACCAGGCACAGGGGAUUCCCUCGGUUUUGCUCGAGUUUUUUAGUAAUUCGCGAGAAUCUUUCACCUCUAAUUUUCUAAUUAUUUUAAGAUAAAUAUAUGACUGUUUCGAGAUCUGUUGCAAAAAUGGUACAUAAAAAAUGUAGAUCUGCAAUGUAUCCUUUUGGAAAUCUGAAAAGACUAUUGAUACCAGAUGAACAUGUAUCCUGGAAUGUAAAUAUUUCCUAUGACCCUCCCGAAUUUGAAUCUCCAACUAUCAAAAACAAGCCAUGGGCUGAUCCACAUGUAGAUGAUCCACAAUUCAGUCCUAAUUAUAACUGUAUCGAUGGAAAAGUUAAUAGGGCAAGUUUUAUGGGAACAUAUCGUGUUGAGGAGAAGAGACCAUUGAACCCAGAAGGACGAACUGGAUUGAAAGGAAGGGGUGUGUUAGGUAGAUGGGGCCCUAACCAUGCUGCAGAUCCAAUAGUGACUAGAUGGAAAGUUUCUGGAGGGGCCAAACAGGUUCAUUCUUCAAGUUCCUUGCCUAUACUACAAUUUUGUGCAAUUCAAAGAAGAGAUUGCAAUGAAUGGGCCAUUCCAGGUGGAAUGGUUGAUCCAGGGGAAAACGUUAGUGAAACACUCAAGAGGGAAUUUUUGGAGGAAGCAUUCAGCGUAUUAGAUACUGAUAAAGAAGAAGCUUUGAGAAAUGAACUUAUCAUAACUGAUUUCUUCAAACAUGGUAAAGAAAUUUAUAGAGGUUAUGUGGAUGACCCUAGAAAUACUGAUAAUGCAUGGAUGGAGACCACAGCCAUGAAUUUUCAUGAUGAUUCUGGGGAAUCUGCUGGAAAAUUCAAUCUGAAGGCAGGAGACGAUGCAAAAAAUGUUCGUUGGAUUGAUAUUGAUCGAAACCUGGAGUUGUACGCUAGUCAUUCUAGUUUCAUUGAAACAGUUGCUAAAUUAAAUAAUGCUCACUGGUGAACAAAUAUAUUAAGUACUUUAAAAGAACUGAAUAAAUGGAAUAUUGGCAAA